Molecule: messenger RNA, 17343 nt
Organism: Vitrella brassicaformis
Lineage: Eukaryota; Vitrellaceae
Source: the annotation of a GenBank genome assembly
UCAGUCGUCGGCCAUGAGGAGAGCAACACCGGCCAAAAUCCACUUCUUGGGGUCCUCGUCGGGGUCCAUCCUGACGCACGACGGCACACCAGAGACACACAUGAGACACAGCGGGCAAUGGAUCUCGCGGUGAAGCAUACAUACCUGAGGUUUGCGGUUGUGACAUAGGUGGGUCCUCUCAUGGACGUCACAUACAGGGGGCAGCGGUACAUGCUGUCCCACGACAUCUCCUGCACACACACACACAGAGAGAGAGAGAGAGAGACACGAAGGGAAGACAACUCGAGACCUCCCCUUGUUUGUGUUUUGUGUGUGAGAGACCUUGUUGGUGACGGCGAAGACAUGGAUGACGGGCAUGAGUGGGUGCAGUUCCUUGGGCUUGGAAUCGACGAGCUGCCCCUCGGACCCCGACUUGCCGUCCUCCCACGCACAGCCCUCCAGGUACAGCCCGUUGAUGUACACGCCCUCCUCGGGGCCCGACGACACCUCGUCCGCUGUCUUCAUCGACGUCACCGUCCAUCUACACACACACAAAUGGAUGUGCAGGUGCACAAAAAUGGGUGGGUGAUAGGGGGAGUGGCCAGCUGUUUUGUCUACAGUGUCUGUCACCCAGGCACCGACCUGAGCGUCAUGUCGUCGAGUGGGAGUCCGUUCUUUCUGGCCGUCACCUGGGUCACGGCCGUCAGGAACGACAUCGGGUUGAACAGGCCUGCCACAAAGAGAGAGAGAGACACACACACUCACUCACAUGAGACCUCCCUCCCUGGGUGUGAAAGUGACACGAGAAAGGAUCACCUGAGACCCACAGUGACGGCAGGAGGUCGAGAGCGUCGGUCCACGCCACCAGCUGCUUGACGCGCUCCAGGAGGUCGUUGAACCUUCGUAUCACUCAACACAGACUCGAUACAUGAUCAAGACGGCCUGUGCCUAGCCCACCAUGGGACGAGACUCUUCUUUGAGAAGUAGGCCUUCUUCUCCCAGGUCCCCGGGACUCUGUUGAUGACGAGGCUGUUGGACAACUGCUCCAUCGCCUCGCUGAUGUUGAGCGCGCCCGCCAGACCCAGCUGCAGCUCCGUCAAGCUGAACCGGAUCUCGCCCAGCAACUCUGUAGAUGGAAACGGACUUUCAGAUAAUGCUGGGGUGCGAUACUGCCGCCCUCGUGUGUUUCUUUAUCUGGUCAGGAGCUGACCGUUCAUGCGCUCGGCCUCCUGCAGGGAAACGACAAUGUACGGCGUGAGUUCCUUGACCUUGCUCUUGAUCUCGACGAUGUCGAAGUUGUUGGGCAGCCGCCCCAGGAAGUCCUCAAUCACGCCCUUGACGAUGUCCUCCUUCUUGGUCCCGCCGCCCCCACCGCCACUCCCGCCAGACACGCCCUGAAUGGUGUCGAAGAUCAUCUCACUCUGCUGAGUCAGGUAGCCGAUCUCGGCAUUCGGGUGAAGGCCGAAGAUCUGAUGGAUGCGGAGAGGAGAGAGGAGACAUGGACAGUGCGGAGGGCCUUGGAGGGUGUGUGUGUCUUGUCUACCGGUGGGGACUCGAGAGGGAGCUUCUCUUCGAUGUAUUUGGCGUAUCCGGCGUAGUCGAGUUUGGUCGAGUCGGGAGACUUGAAGUUGGGCCCUGACAAAUGCGACCAAUGUGGUGUAUCCAUGCGUCCAUGCGUCUGGUGUGGGGGGUGUGUACCGAGAUUGAAUGUGCCAGAGAAGAGCUCCGGGACGAUCAGUGUCUCGAGGUAGGUGUUGUUGGUGCGGCGAUCCCAGGCGUCGGUGAUGUGGCCGCCGUACAUGAUCUCGCCGAAAAUGUAACGGAUGUCCUCAUACGGCACCUGGUCAUACCUGCGAACACACAGAUCGACAGCAGAGACACAUCCCAUGAACGACUCGAGCUGCCUCUCUCCCCAUCUCUCUCUAUCUGUAUGACUUUUCAAGGUAGUUUCUGAGCACAUCUCCGCAGAUGGUGAGGUCGCCAUCGUUGAACUGGUAUGGCCGCGACCAGCCCCAAGUGCCGAACUUCUUGCGUCCCAAAAUGAGGGAGUGGAAGAAGCACAGGGCGAACAGCAUCGCCUUGAACUCCUUGGGCUUCGACACCGUCUCGAGUUGGGACUGAACAGACACAAAAUGGCAGCAUAGGUGUGCGUGUGCAUCAGGCAGGGAUGCUGGAUGGCGCCCUUACUGGUGUGAAUUUGGAGAACGCUCUUCGGAGGUUGGCCUUGAGGUCCUGCGGUGCCUCGUCGGCUAUCUUGAUGCACUUCUGGAGGAUGCUCUCUGGGAUGAUCUUCAUGUCGGACAUGGCGGGGGGCUCUGACGAAACGAUGCACCUGAACUCUGGCACACAGUAUUCCGUCACCAGCUCCAGGGACCGCUCGAAACUCUGACCACACAAGAGAAGGAGACACAUACAAAUGACAUCACCCGCGCAGGCCAUUGAUGUGCUCAUCACCUUCAGCCAUGACUGCAUGAGGUGGACGUUCUGUAGCAUGACCCAGCCCCCCUCCUUGGCGGCCUUCUCGAGCGCAUGCACGGCCACCUUCUCCUGCCCCUGGCCCAUACUGAUGUUGACGAACUUGCCGUUGGCCUCGGUGCAGCCGACCGACUUGGCUGUCUUCUCGACAGCCGGGGUGGGGUCCACACCGGGGAAGAGCACGAAAAACAUGGGGGUGUAGCAGUCGGUCUCCUUGUACGUGGCCUCGAUGUCGAAAGGCUGCUGCUCGAUGUAGUGGGCGCCCAUGGCCUGGUACACGAACUCCUUCAGAGCAGACAUCAGGCGGUCCGGCCGGAGGGCCCGCAGGAGGAGUAACCUGUGGAAGUCUCCCAGGCCUCGGAAGGAGCGGGGCAGCUCCGUCACCUCUGCCUUCUCCUCUGAGUACCACCUGGCACAGACAAACAGACAAGCGCGUGCAUGGAGAGGAAAGGUGAAUAUCCUGUCCAUGUGCGUGGUGCGUGCUGACUUUCUCCAUCCGAGCGAGUCUUGCUCGAGGUUCUGGAGCAGUGCGGCGUUGUUGUUCUUGAAAGCGGACAGCUGCUCGAGGGUCUUGCAGCACCCCCACAUGCCCUCGGUCAUCCAGGUCUUGCAGUUCUCGGGCAUGGGAGGGGCGCUCGGGUCGGGCUUGUUCUGGACCAGCAUCGUCACCUCCAGCUCGUCUACCUUGCCCUGCCGCACAAGAAUCCUGAACGUCAGCAUUGUCGCGAUGAUCAACUUGUGACGCUCGAAUGAUCCUAUUGACGAGACACAGACGGCAAUCCAUAUGUUGUUGUCAGCUUUGCUGAUCAGUCACCUCUUCUGCAGUAGGAGAAGACGAAUUUGGUGAUGACGUCCAGGAGGGUAUCGACUCGUGCCGACAGCUCCUUCCCAGUGAGCUCAACCACCUCUUCCUCAGGCGGAGGCGGCUGAAGUGCCGAGAGCCAAUACAUGACAACAAAUGUGACCGCACCCCUGCGUGAACUUUCGGUUUUUGUUCCCUCACUCUCUCUCUCACCGGGGACGAGCUGCUCGCUCUCGGCGCUUCCUCUUCUUCCUGUUGCUCGGCAGGCGCCUCAGCUUCGCCCUCAGGCUUCUCUCCCUCCUCGUCACCCUUUUCGCCCUCCUCCUUGGCGCCUUCUCCCGCACCCUCCCCGCCCUCACCCUCGCCCUCGCCCUCCUUCUGUUCCUCCUCUUCCGCUUUGGGCGCUUCGGCGGCUUUUGGCGGCUCCUUAGGCUCUUCGGGUGCGGCAGGGAUGGGCUGUGGCGAUGCGGCACGGCUGGCCUCGGUGUCUGGCUCCUUCUUCUUGAUGAGGGCGACCGAGUCGAUGGCGCGGUUGACCACCACAACAAAGGCCUCCAGAGAAUACAUGUAGAACGAAUGCAUCUUGAACAACUCGCCUGAUGACAGAGACAGGCAAUGGUGCCGUGAUAUAUGUAUGCAGCGGCUCUCUUUGCUUACCGAGAAGGAAGAAGAGGAGCGAGCCUCUGGCAGCGGCAGGGCGAUAGUUCUCGGACGCUUCGUUGAUCUUCUGCUCGGUCUCCUUUGCGAUGGCGACCUUCUCGGCGACCUCCACAGAGAUGCGCUUGGUGGUCUCGAGAUUCUCAAUCAGCUCAACGUCCUCCAAUAUGUCACCCUGACAAGCAAGGCAUGAACGCGUGAUCGAUGUGCAUGAAGGGUUUGGCAAUCGUACUUGUGCGUUGGUGAGCUUCUCGAGCAGCGAUGCCUCUAGCUCAGCGAGUUUGAUUUUGAAUUCAUUCUGCUGCUGGAUGAGCUCAACCUUCUGCCUGGCCAGAUCGGGCCGCUCCUUCUUGACCACAAGCGCCAGCAGCUGGUCCUCCAGACCCUGUUCCGUCACCGUGAAGUUGAUGAUCGUCGUCUCUGCCUGUAUCUCUGGCGGGUAGUGAGGGUUCGAGAGUUUGGUGUGGAGGAAGAGCUUGAAGUCGGGCGAGUAGGCGAUUUCCUUGUCGCCCAGCUUGAUGUACUUGGACCUCCCUCUCUUGAUGGUCUGUCUGCCCACCACCGGCGCGAGCACGGCGUCAAUGGUCUCGUCCAUGUUUUCGAUGAGGACGCUCUCGCCCUGGUCGAGAGCGCGCUCCAUGGUCUGGAUCAUCUUGGGGUUGCCCAUGCGGGUGACCUGCAGCUUGUGGUCCUUCUCCUUCUCCUUGAUCCACGUGACGCCCUGCAGCUGCGGGUCGAUGAUCAAAGACCAACGCUCGCUGUUGGUCAUUAUCGCGCCGUUCUCAACAGACACCUGCACCAAUGAGAGAGAGACAUCGUGUCUCUCUUUCCUGCGUGUCGCUGUUGUGUGUGUUGGCUGGGCACAUAACAUACCCUGUCUGAUGGCAGUCCCUGUGUGUUCCAUCUGGCCACUUCGGCGUCGUCAGUGAGGACGCUCAGCGGGUUGGGCGACUCCCCAAGAGGGAUGUUCUUGUCCUUCAGGAACCCAAGGAACUUGACGUUUAUCAGGUCGUCGCGGUACCUGACCAUACACACAGAGAGAGGCACACAUUGCGUACCUACCAUUCCAGCACAGAGCUAUGGCUUCGCUGACUUCUUUGUGAAGACGCCGACAUAAGAGACGAAGGCGCUGGCAAGAAGGACCUCGCCAGCCAUCACGUGCAGCUGCGCAAGCAACACACACACAGGCACAUCAGCAAUGAUGACAAAGACAAAGACGAGCACAACCUCAUCGAUGGUGUGUCUGUACCUGGUUUGUCAGGUUCUCGAUGGACGCCUGCCACCGGACGUUCUCGCUGCCGAGAGCAUUCACGAGUCGCUGUGCGAGGCUCAGCUUCCGCUCGCACUUCUCGGCCUCGGCCACCACCGCGUUCUUCUCGGCAAUGGCGGCAUCAUACUCCGACACCAGCUUGGCGAGUUUGGCCUCCAGGUCAGCUACGAGCGCCUGCACGUCUGCGAGUUUGGCGUUGGCGGCCGCGAGUUUGUCGGUGGCCUCCUUGAGUGCGUUUCUCUUGGGUUCGACCUCCUUCACGACGGAGUAGUACAUGUAGAUGUUGAUGACCCAGUCGGCCAGACCGGCGGCUGCCUUGGACUUCUUGAGAAUGGCCUCCUUGUUGAAGUGCUCCAGCUUCAGCAAUGGCUCCACCGCCUGAAUGAAUAAAGGAGACACACACAACGGGGUUGCAUUCACAAGCGACUUUUCUCUGUGCUGUGUGUGGUUUGACCUUGAAGUUCUGUUCUGGGACUCUCUGGUCGUCGAUGACCUGUUUGAACUCCUUAAGGUUCUGCAUGAACUUCUCGGGGUUGUUCAUCAUCUUCUGCGCCGACUUCCACGACUUGUCCUUGACGCGACCCUGCUUGUCAACAUCCACCGUGGGGUCGAUGGUCGCCAUCAGGUGCAUCACGGCGGCAGUGAUGUCGUCCACACCCGCUGGCGGCUUGCUCAAGGCCUUGGCCUCUUGGAAAUCCUUCUUGUCCAACGUGUCAAGAGCCGCCUCAGCCUGAUCAGACAGCAGACAGACGAGCACCUGAUAGUACACAUGGUCCCAAUGGCGAGCGAUUUACCUGUUCGACAAGGGGAAUGGCCUUUGCGAGGUCGGCUUCGCAGCUGGCCUGCUGCUCCGAGACGUCCUUCUGGAUCUGCGCGCAUGUCUCUGCCUCGACGUUGGCCUUGUCGCUCUCGGCGGUGACCUUCUCCUUCUCCCUUCCAACCUCCUCGGCGAAUGCGUCGGCCGCGACCUUCUUCUCCUCCACGACAACCUGCUUCUCCUUGAGGUCGGCCUCGAGCCCCGUCACCUUCUCCUGCGUGUCGCGCAGCUUGUCCAGACCAUUGCUCAGACGCUCCUUGCGGCCCUCCACUAUCUGUGUGCAUUCACAUCAAAAAAGGAGAGAUGAUACUUGUCAUAUCUCCCGCUCUCACCUGUAUGUUCUUGUUGAGCAUGGACGUGUAGAGCUUGAUGAGCUCCAGGAAGGACUUGGGCGUCGAGUAGGCGUACCGCUUGUCGACCUCGAGGUAGGUCUGGGCCGCGGAGUUGACCUGAUAGAAGGAGAACGGCAUGAACUCGAUGAUGCCGUCCCGCACGGCGGGGUUCUCGCCGAGCGGCAGGGGCUCGAGGAACUUCUUGGCCACCGACCAGAGGGCCUCCUUGGGCCACGGCUGGAACCAAUCGAUCACCGUGCAGUUGACCAACGCCGGGAACUUGCGCGCACGCCCUCUGCAAACCACACACGCACCAUCAGCAACAUCGGGGUGUGUGUGGACGGCUUGCGUGAGUGACCUGAGUGAGUCGCCGACGGGCGAGAAGCAGAGUGCCAUGUGUAGGUUCUUCUUGAUGCGGCCGAUGAAGAAGUUCCAGCAAUUCUCGCGGGUGUCCGUCAGACCGGCAGACUUUGUGGCUACACAACGCAAUGCCCACAUAUGCACAUGUGUCUCCCCCCUCCCUCCCUCCCGCCCUCCCACUGCUCACCGGAUCGCACAGCAUUGACGAUUUGGUCUUUGUCUUCGUUAGCGUACAGGUCAGCGAUGUCGCCGCUGCUGAGCAGAUCGUUGAUGUAGACCAGGAACUUGGGGUUGGUGAUCUGGCUCUCGUUGAAGAGGAAGAGGACGCCCUCAUCCUUGAUGCCGGCCUUCUGGUACAUGGCCUGCAGGUCCGUCUUGAGGUCCGAGAUGCCGUAGGUUGAGGAGAUGGUGAUCUGGCUGGUGGUGUAGGACGAGAUGAAAGAGGCCAGCCGUGAGAGGGACUGCUUGCCGCUGCCGCCCACGCCCACCAGCAGGGCGUGGCCGCUAGACGAACUGAUGAUGCGGUUGAUGCGGCACACCUGCACACACACAGGGAGAGAGAUCAACCAUGUGUGUUUGUAUCUGUCGAUGUAUGUGUCUAUUCGUCUGACGUGUUUCAUGGCGUCUUCGAAGAGCACCAGGUCCAUGGCCGCGUUGGUGUCAUUGUACUCCUUCAGCCCCUCCUGCAGCAGCUUGCUCAGGUCGUCUAUCGUGGCAACCUUGUCAUAACCUGACAGACAGACAGACAGACAGACACAAACCACAUCCACACCAUGAGCGCACAGGGCUGCUCCCACCCCCACACACAAACACGCACAUUGUUCCUGCAGCCCCUUUGCGAAGUGGCAGAAGACGAGCGGCUCGGGGUUCUUCUCGGCAAAGUACUUGCCGAAGUUGAACUUGGGGAACAUCUUCUUGGAGAAGUCGGCGGCGAUGGCGCGGUACUUGACCAAGUCCUCCACCGAGACCAGCCGGUCGCCGUACGUCCGCUCGCUUUCGUGGAUCCACAACAGCACCAGCUUCUCAGGAUCCUGCACACACACACACACACACACACACACACAGAGGGGGAGAAGGAGUGACGGGCAUCUGGCAAAUGGUGAGCAUGGCAUGGCGUGCCUGGAACUGUGCUGGCUGUGCGGUGAGAAGCCCCCCGAAGACGUUGGUAAGGUGCCUGAUGUUGAACUCGUAGUGGAAGUUGGCCGCCGUCUUGCGGAAGGUGGACACCACACUGGCGUGCACGCUCAGGCCCGCCUUGAUGAUGACGCUCGUCUGCUCCUGCACGGGCUGCCUGAAACCCUUCUUCUCGAAGUGGCCCUUCAUGAAUGUGUUGAAGAUGGUGAACAGGGCGGCCUGCUCGGGGAACGGCACGGCGAGGGUCCAGAAGUGCCGCUGCAGCCUUGGGUUGAUGUAGAAGGAGCCGGCCGUGGGGUUCAUGGCCGCGAGGUACUGGGUGUUGCCGAUGUCCUUCAGAGCCAUCUUGGUGCGGUCGUACCAGUGCUCGUAGUCUGACACACACACAGACAGAGAGAGCGACACAGGAAGUUUGGCUGAUUAUAUGAGAGGGCAUUUGUGUUGUGUGAGGUGCUGACCAGCGUGUUGUCUGAGUAGGGCAAUAGCCGACUGAGUGUUGUAGGGGUCGAGCUGCGGCAUGUUGAGGUCAUCAACGAAGUAUAUCAGACGCAGCCUGACAGGCAAACACAUGGGCAAGAGAGUACCAGCGGGCGAUGUGUGUGUCUGUGUCUGUGUGUUUGUGCCUGUACUGACUUUCCGGGCGGUGCGUAUCUUCUGCCGGCCUUCUUCUCCAGUGGCUGCUCCAUCAUCAGCUGCACACACACAGAGCAAGCACACACCAGACAGAUGCAUAGGCACGCCGCGUGGUGUGUGGGCAGACCUGCAGGAGGGCUGAGUCGGUGUAGAAGUUAAAGUUGAUGGCGAAGGAGGUCAUGUGCUCGGGGUCCAAAGCGCCAAGCAGCCCCUUAAUCAGCUGCGUCUUGCCGCAACCCGCCAAGCCUAUCAGCAUCACCGGCGCAUGCACCUGCACACACACGGACGACCAUUAAGCAUAUUCAGCAGCGGUGGGUGAGUGGGAUGACGUGUGACCUUGACGAAGGCGUUCAUGAAGUAUGUCAUGGCGACGGUCUCGGUGGUGGGGACGGUGACGGCAUUGAUGGGUGUGUCGGAGUCGUACUCGAUCUCCUUGACCAAAUUGCCCCACUCCUCCAGCUUAGACUGACAUCACAAUGACAUCCGACAACCAGCCACACCCACACACCACCUUGAUGCGCCAGUGUACAUGAUGGCUCAUUACUUGGUCGACAUAGUAGUCGAAUACAGUUCCCUUGGAUGGGAAUUUGAUGACUUUCCAUUCGUUCCUCCACCAGUUGCUGAAGCUCUUGCGGUAGUCGACGCCAUCCUUCUCGGCCAGGCACCCGCCGCACGCCCACACCAUGCAGAACACAAACCAGUACUCCAACGCCUCCGGGGCUGGACCCAGCAACGACUCCAGCUACCAACGACACCACAAGAGAUGGUGAAUGUACAUUUGCGUGUGUGUUUUCCUUGCGUAGCGUACCAUGUAGCAGAGCGACAUCAUCAUGGAAAUGUCGACAAGCGGCACCUGGACCUUGCAGCUGCGCCGCACGUACUUGAGCGUCUCGGGCCCGUACUUCUCAAACAGCUUCGAGAGCUGCGUCUUGGUCUCCUCGGGCCACUGCUGCCUCUGCAGCCAGCUGGUGACGUACGACCGCCACUGUGUGCCCUUGGCGUCGCUGAUGUAGAUGAUGCCGGCACGGGAGACGGUGGCGGGGGUGGCGAAGUUGAGGUCGCGGAUCUCGAAGAUCAUCCUCAUGUGGGGCUUCAGGGGGAUGCGCUCGUUGGAGGCGAGGGUGAGGAUCUUGUUGUCGUCCAUCACACUGUUCAUCGACUCGAUCCAAUUCGCAUCCAAAUCACCUGCACACAAGGGACGGACGCAUAGGCGUGUUCUGUCUCUGUGCGUGGGGUUGGCAUACCAUCGAGGAUGAUCCACUUGGGGUUGGUGUCCGGGAUGGUCCCCAGCGACCGCAUCGUCUUGGAGAGCAGCCCAUCCUUCCACUCGCGCGUGGCCAUGUUGACGCACCCAUACAGUUCGUCAGACGUGAUCGACUUGGGGUUGAUGUCCACCCAAGUCGUCUUCUUGCCCGCGUUGUCCUGGCUCUUGCCCAGCAUCUUCCACACAGACGACUUGCCCGCCCCGGCAGCCCCCAUGACAAAGACGCAGUGGCGGAUCUGCAGCAGCUCCUCCAGCUGGAUGAUCUUAAGGACGAAGUCCGGCUCUGGGUUGAGGCCCGACUCGACACACGUCUUCUCCACGACGGCCUCGAACUCCAUGUUUCUCUGCCGGGGCGGGUCGACGCCCGGAAAGAGAUCCGUCAAGAGGCCGGUGAAGAUGACCAGAUCGUCUGCGACGAUCUUGGCGAUGUUGGUAUCGCGCAGCGCCCUCAUCAGCAGGGCCUGCUCCGCAAGGUCGGGCUCCGCACGUUUGAAGGCGCCGGCCACCACCAACACGGACCUGGAAAAAAGUGAAAAAGAAUGACGUAUGUGUGUGUUGGUGUGUGGGGUCUGUCGGCUGACUUGAUGGCUCUGAGACCCCAAUCGUAGUGCUGUGCCUUCGAGAGCAGGUCCCGGCUGAGGGCAUAGAGGCGGGUGAACUUGCGCGCCAGAGACUUGGCCUCGACGAAGCCCUCAGCCAUGAGCAUGUUCUCGCAAAUGAGCUCCAUAUCGGGCACCAUCACCUACAGCACGCACCAGAGCAACCAGCAUCCAUGAGGGCAUAAAGGAGCGAGACAUGGGCGCGACGGCUUACAGUGAUUGGUCUGAAGAGCGCCUUGAGACCCUCGGGCAACUCAGAGCGACCCAAGUAGCCGGGGUUCAUCUGCAGAAGGAGAGAAGUCUUUGUGAUGGCCGACUAUGCUAAUCUGCGUUUCUUCCAUACGGUGAUGAAUGCUCCACAUGUGGGGUCGAGGGCAAUCUCAUCACCCUGCAGCACGAACCGCUUGGCCUUGGCCUUGAUGGCGUCGAUGACGGCCUUGAACUGCACCGAGCACACCGACAGCACCUCGGGCACCAGACGAUUGAACUCAUCGAAGCAGCCCCACGAACCAGACGCCGCCAGGCCCUGCAGAGAGACACAGGGAGGUGUGGAUGGUCAGCCCAGUGCUGUUUUGUUGCUUCUUCUUGCCUUGAAGAUGUUGCCCAUGGAUUGGUAGUCCAUCUGGUCGGAGCAGUUGAACACAUACACAGCCUUGCCCAUCGCCGACGCCAAAUCCUUGGUGCUACGUCGACCAACACAACAGACACAUACACUCAUCCAUCCGUCCACCCCUGUCUGUCGGCGCUUUCGUACGUCUCUGUUUUGCCGGUUCCUGCGGGCCCUGCGGGUGCGCAUCCCAUACACAGGUGGAGAGCUUGUGUGGCCGUCACGUAGAUGCGAUCCGUGAGUGGCGUGACGACCAGCCGCGGCCCGUUGCCGAGGUACUCGUAGCCGUACCAGAAGGCAGCAUCAGCAAUCGUGAUGCGCAUGUCGUCCUCACCUGCAGCCCGCAAUCGUGACACAGCAAGACAUUCUCUCUCUGUCUGCGGAUGUGUGAGGGUGAAUGCCUACCUACCUGUGUUCCAGUGGAAUUUGAGCUGGCUCUGCCACUGGAAUGACUCAGCUUUGGUGACGCCCUCGUCGAGGAUCUUCUGGAUGAUGUCGCGGCCGUGAGUGUCCAUCGUGAUCAAACACAUCACCUAGGAUGGUGAACAGACACAGUGAGACAGAGACAGAGACAGAUGGGAUGCGCACGAAUAGAGAGAAAGUUUGUUUGUAGGUAACCGAUUUACUCGUCCUGAGUUACCUACCUUUCUGCGCAUGGGUUUGGUGAGUUCUCCCUGGACCAUUUUGAUGAGCCCCGUGAGCUCCUCCACCUGUCGAUCGAAACACUUCUGGAUCGCCUGACGGCUACCUGCAUCCAAUGCACACACUCUCCCAGACACAUGCGUACGUGUGUGUGUACGGCUGUCUCUGCCCACCGGUGGAGUGCUUCUCGAAAGCCUCUUCAACGUAGUGCACCCAGGCGGACAUGUUGGUCAUGAGUGUGAUCUGUGCCACGGGGUCUUCGAGUAUCCAAGAGGUGCGGUCCUUGCCGCUCCAGUGGUCCUUGAUCGAGUCCUUGGCGUAGUGCUUGAGCGACGAACGCAUCAGGCCGAUGCAGUCGUCCAGGUACUUCUCAACCUUGCCCGUCAGCUGCAUCGGCUUCGGGAACUUGACGAACUCCUUGCCGACACACGUGUCCAUCCCUACAACACACAUACAACCCGCUUAUGGGCAUGGAUGGCUCGACUGUCUCUCUCUCUCUCUCUCUCUCUCUCUCGUGUACUGACCGAGUGCUGCUGGCCUGACUCCCUCCUCAGGUUUGUCCAGCUCGAGAGUCUCGAUGGCCUGGAAGACCUUGGGCAUGUGCACCAUCACCUUGGCCGGCGAGUUGCCGUUAGACAGGAUAUCGAGCAAAUCGGCCGUCGACACGAAGUAGAAUCUGGGGAACGCGCGUCGCUUGCUGUCCAUGAAGUCGUUGAGGGCCUUCUCGCACACUGUCAAAUCCUCCUGCACCGUCUCGAGUCGCUUGAAGAUGCCCUCCUCGUUGCAGAAGUCCUUGAUGGACUUGACCUCAGACCCCCGCUUCAGCAGCUCCUUGACGCUCACGUCGAUGCCCACAAAGCGCUCGCUCUCCUGCGGCAGCUCCCUCUUGACUUCUUCUGAGUGGAUGAACAAGUUCUCGAGGAAGGACCAUGACCGCUGCACCUCUGCCAGCAGCUGGGUGACCUCAGCCACGUUGGCCAGCGCCUUCUGCCAGUAGACCACCUCGGUCUCGAAGGUGGCCAGAAAGCGGGAGGCGAACAUGUUCUGCACUUGGACCUGGUUGUCUUCGAGCAUCUCGAAGCUCUCCUCGCCGAUCUUGAGAAUCUUGAUGUCCGUGUCUUUGUGCUGCGUCUCCUCAAACACAACCUGAACCAAAACAGGAAGGGAAGCCAGCUGGCCUUGCUCUGCUGCGGAUUGCGUGGUGUGUCUGUGCGUGUGCACAUACCGCGGCCCAGUUCUCUGUGAUCUUCUUGAGCGCCUUCUCCAUCUUGGCCUCCUGCUUGGCCUGGUCGGUGAUCUCUUCAACAGGCUCCUGGAACUUCCACAGCUCGAGGUUGUUGAUGUCCCGCAGCAGCAUGUCGUCCGUGACGGUCAUGGUCUUGCCCACCAGCUUCAUGAGGGCCGCCCAGUGCCGCUUGCGCAUGGCGGGGUCGCGCAGCUCGCCGAUGAGGGGCACCAGCACCAGCCACUUCUUGAUCAUGUCGAAGAUGCCGGCGUAGGCGUCGAUCUUCUUGUCCAUCUUGAUCUCCUUGAGCUUCUUCUGCAUGUUCUUGACCUCCUCCUCCAUCUCGGACGCCUGGAUCAUGCCCCAAGGUGUCUCAGUGAACUCCUCAAACUGCUGCAGACACUUCUCGAUAAACUGCCACAGUCGACGGCUCGUCUCAAGAUCGGCUCGCAUCUGCAUCACACACACACACACACAUGAAAGCAACGGAUACCCCCCAAUGCAGAAGUCGUCUGUGCGUGUUGUUUCGCUGACCCCUUGGAGAAUGCCCUCAGAGGCCUUGACCUCCUCGGGGUAGUCGAAACUUUGUGCCAGGUGGCUCAACUCCUGAACAGCACAGACAUGACAGACAGACAGACAGACAGACAAGCACUGAAUGUCGGUGUGGGUUGUGCCCAGCCCACCAUCCCCUCCACUGACCGCCAGGUGUGCGUCGUGGUCGUUGAGUGACUCCUCGAACUCGUCGAUUCGUUUGAGCGACCCCUCGACGCCCGUCUUGUAGAAGUAGAAGGACUCGGCCUUCAUCGACUGCUGGGUCUGCUGCAGCUCGGUCUGAAACUGUGCGAUCUUCUGACGCGUCUUCUCCGCCUCCUGAGCCACGUUGGACGCUAUCUCCUUCUCACGCUUCUUGGCCGAACCCCUGCAUGAAACAAGAAGCGGGUCUGUCGUCAGUCCUCUCCCUCUCUCUGUGUGUGUUACUUGAGGCUUUCGAUCUUCUCUGAGAGCGCCGUCACCUUCUUGAGGUUGCUGUCGGCGGGGAGGCCCUCCUUGUCAAGCUCAUGCAGUGUCUCCUCCAGCACGUCCAGCUCAGUCCUGAGCGCGUCGGCCUGCUUCUCCAUUUCACGGAUGUGCGACCGCACCUUGAUGAGGUUCUUGGUGUCGCCCUCCUUGACAGAGGCCUUGAUGCCCGCCUCAGUGCUCUUCUGGAAGGUGUCCAGCUCACCAAGCGCCUUGGCCACGAAGGCGCCCACCACAGGGCCGGCCAUCUCGUUGGCUCUGUUCUUGGCCUUCUCCACGAAGGUGGCCUCGAAAGGCGAGCCGCGGAUGGCUCUGAGCUUCUCUUCCUCGUCAACGUAGAAGACCUUUAUCGUCACCUCGCCCGCUGCGGGGGCCGUGUAUCUGACAAUGUACUUGCCGGUGUCUGGGUCCUCGAACUUGUGCUCCAGAUUCUGAGCCUGCAUGAAUGAAUGUCACAGAUGAUUCAUGUGUGGAUUGGAUGUGUGUGGACGUGACGUCUCAUGUGGUGGGCUGGUUAGGAACGCACCUCGUCCUGGUCUGGCAGCUUCUGCGUAAUGCGGACAGUGAACUUGUCGCCGCCCGACUUUCUGUUCUCACCCUUCUCGUUCCGCGCCUGGAUAACAAACAUGGUCUCGACGCCCAUUUGAAGCUCCUGCGAGAGCCGUCAUCAAUCGUGGCAAAAGACACCAGCAGCCAUGGUCAUGUGCAUGUGCACCUACGUGUCAGUCUCACCUCGAGCAAGCCAGGUCCGAAAGCGAGUGACUUCUCGGCCACGGUGUUCAUGAAGUAGUCGAAGGUCGUGAAGGUUGUGGUGAAGUCCUUGUUGCCUAUCUGCACGCGGACCUCGCACGUCUUGUGGCCUACAUCAACAGGCGGCAAAGGCGUGUCGCCCUCACGCUCAUGUGGCCAGCCAGCCUACCGAUGGUGUGUUUGACGUUCGGCGUCUCGCAUGUGAUUUCCUUUGACGACACGAAGGUGGCCGGCACGUCGAUGGUGUGCUUGUGGUGGAUGAAGCGCACCACUAUAACGCCAUCAAUGAAACCAAUGCCCUCAAUCGUCACCUUCGUCAUGCCUACACAGGCGAAUGUGUGUGCACUCACACACAUAUGCAUGUAAGAGCAUCGGGUUUGCUGACCUGUUACCGGCCCCAGUGCAGGCUUGAUGGAUGUGACAGCAUAGGGAGGCCCGACAAUCGCACCCACGUUCAACGCCCACGCAUCAUCAAGCCACUUGUUAGCCCUGAAAGAAAAAAGAAAAGAGGCCCGCAGCUCAGUCAGACACUCUCUUUCAGUGACUGACCAUCCUCCAAAAACGACAAUUUUGCUUUCGUCCGGCUCAUAGCAAAUGGCGGCAUGCUCCCUCUGGCCGGGCAGGAUGAUGUUGUCCUGCUGCUGCAGCUGCGCCCCUGCCUGAGACAUGACGCUUGACCUGGCACCCGAAGUGGACUGCAGGUCCAUGCCGCUCUCGCGGCGCUUGGGCCCCUUGGGGUCUUCCAGCUGAGGAUCAGACCAGUUGAAUUGCUCACCUGUGCAGAGACAGAGGAACUGUGCAAUUUCAGACCUUUUGUCUCAUCCAUAAUGCGUGGUUCUAUACAUACCGAGGUCGAGUACGCCAGUGUUGUUCUCAUAGCUGCCGAAGUUUCUCUGCGCGCCGUCCUGGAACUCGCCGGUCGAUCCGCCGAAAACAAAGACCUUCCAAGAGGGGAUGGCUUCGAUCAGCAUGUAGCUCAUGUUCCAUCGAGGCGGCGAAGUGCCCCAGGGCAAAUCGACGUCAGACCUGACCACAACAGAUGAAGGGACACGAUGCACAGCGCCUUUCGUUGUGUUGUCGACGUACCAGUCCUUCUCCUUGAGAUCAAGCACAAACAGGUCGUUGAACUGCGACUCGGUGUUCCAUCCGCCAAAGAGAUAGAGCUUGUCAUCCUUGAUAAAAGACACGUGACCAGCCCUGCGGGACACAAACAGCACAUCACGCCACCUCUUUGUCUGCAGACGCACCCUCCCAUUUACCUGGGUGGCGGGGGGUUGCCAGUGCACUGCAACUCCUCCCAUGUGUCAUCCUUCAUGUCCUGUGCGCACACACGCACACGCACACACACACAAAGCAGAGCAGAGCAGAGCAAAGCAAAGCAAAUGAUCCACCCACAUCAGAGGCGCACUGCACUGACCAGCACGAACACGUCAUUGAACGACUUUCUGGAAUAGCCCCGGCCGCCAUGGCCGCCAAACACCACCAACCGGUCGACAGCAUUGGACUUGGCCCCGUUCUCGUCUGUGCCGCUGUGCUUCCACAGGGUGCAGGUGUGGUUGUAUCUGGGCGCAGGCACGUCGAGCAGUGGCUGUCCGUCGGGGCCCAUCUCUCCGUCGUUUGGCAUGAUCAGGUUGACAAUGUCGCUGUGGAACUGCUCUUGUUCGUUCAUGAACAUGGUGCCGGACCGCUGUGAGACCGAUCCGGCUUUUCUCAGCCUGAGAGAGAUGCACACAGACAGGCACGCACAUAUGCUCAGGGUGUUGUAAUGACCUCUGACUGUCCAGUUUGUUACUUUGCCUUUUCCGAUGAUCGCUUGCUGCCUUUUUUGCCGCCCAUCGGGAUGUUCUUGGCGGCAGCCAUGGCCUUCCUGGCACACAAACGAAUGAACACAUCCCACGUCCAUGCCUCCAUGGAGAGCUCCGUGAUGCUCUAGAGGAAGCGGCCACAUACAUGCGGAGCGACGGCGCAAGUCCAUCUCCCGUGCCCUGUCUUUUGAAGCCGGCCGACCCCUGUCUCGAGAAGGAGUGGCUCUGGGAGCCCUGCUGCUGCUUCGCGUGGGCACCUGCGCGCCACUGAAGCCUCUUAAACUCAAUCUGACUGCCUACACACACGUACACACACACAUACACACAAACGACGAAGAAGUGAUCCCAGUUGUCAUGCGCUCCUUCCUUUUGAUCUUGCCUGAAGCGUCGAGGAUGUAUCCGUCGUUCAUGCAGUGGAAGGGCGUGCAGCUCUGCAGCCCGCCAAAGAUGAGAAUCUUGUCUCCGCACGACAGCAGAGUGGCCGUGUGCAGCGUGCGGGCCGACGGCUUGGCGUUGUUCUCCGGCACCUCCAGCACCUCCCAGUCAAACCCAGCUGACCACAACACAAAACCCAGCACAACACAGCCAAACACAAUCCUCUGCCACACAGCGGCCAUGGCACCCACCUCCCUGCGAGAGAUUGAGCCGGUAGAUGUCAUUAUUGGGUAUGGGCGCGCCACGUGCGUCGGUGCGUCCGUCCAUUCCACCAAAAGCAACGAAUCCGCCGGGGAUUGGCGACAGGGUGUGGCCCGACCGGCCGCUCACCUGCACCGCACCCUUGUUCUGCAACUUGGUCCAGCAAUACGGCUGCGGCUGACACACACAAACACAACAGCAGCACAAGCGCAGGAAACCAGGUGUGAGCGCACACUCCGCGCGUGUCUCUACGCAUCCCCUGCUCCUUCGUUGGUUCAUUUGACCGCGGAGGGAGAACACGAUGAUCUCCCUCUCGCUCUGUGUCGCCUUUCUUACCAU